UCAUACUGACGCUAUCCUUCUUGCUAUUUUUACAAAUAAAGAGCGCUUCACUUCUUGUCUCGCAGUUAAACUGUAAAGAUCAAAUAAAAUCAUUUAAACAGUUUGUCAUCAAAUUUUUCGUAAUUUUGAAAAUAAACAUGGUCCUUCUACAGCCGGAUAUGUAAUUUCGUAUGUCGUAGUGAAAUAGUGCGUGUUCGCGACGAUUUAAUCAUUUAUUUCAAUUCGUGGUAAGAUUUUGCUACUGUUUCGUGUGUAUCAAAAGUUUAUUUGUACCUACAUACCUAUGUCUUCCGAAACGGGUGAUAAGUCUGAUUCUGAUUCAGUAAAGAGCCGCGAAACUAUGGAAAGUGAAACCGAACGCGAGUAUGUUGCCGAUCAAAUUAAUCCUGAUCAACCGAUAUAUAAAUCGUUGAAAAUAUUGGAAAUUCGUGUCGUUUGCUUAGAAAAAAGCUUCAAUUUUGGUGAAAUUCUCGACGCGGAUAGUGCCCAAUGCGAUCUCGACGAGCUGAACUCCAUCAAAUCGCGUAUUGACGAGUUGUUUGAAUCUCAUUUUCAUGAGCAGCUGAUUUCGAUCCAACAGAAUUUCGAUCAACGAUGCCGAAACUUAAGAAACAGGUAUAUGCAAAUUAUUUCUCGUAAAAGGCGCAGUGAGACCCCUCUUGAUUCGAAUUCGGCGCCUCCGAUGAAGCUGCCUGCGCUCGAAGUGCCUCAUUUCAGUGGUGAUCUUCAUAAAUGGGGAUCGUUUAAAUCUCGUUUUCUCCAUCUUGCCGCGGAUAAGCGCAUCGCAAAUGAUGAGAUAAGUAAGCGACAGUUUUUAUAUCAAGCAUUAGAUGGCGAUGCUAAAGAUAUGGUUGAAAAUCUCCGAGAUAGUCCGUUCGAAAAAAUAUGGGAUGUUUUGGUCAAGUUUUAUGACGAUCCAUUUCGCCGAGCCAAGUCGCAUUAUAAGCAGCUUUUCGUUGAAAAAUCAGCCAAUACUUUACGUCAGCGUUUGGUGUCUUAUCGUCAGCAUACUGCUGGUUUGAAGUUGGCGUGUUCCGAGUUCAACAUCGACCCAUUUGAUCUGGUGACCAUCGCUCACUUCUUAGAUGAUCCACAAACGAAUAAUACGGUGCGUUUGCAAUGGGAACGCCAAACAACAGCGAAUCCAGAGUCCUGCACACUCGAUGAAUUUCUAAAUUUCCUCGAACGGGAAGCUACUUCCUGUGACAGAGCGUUUGAUCGAGGUCAAAAACCUUAUGGGAAAGGCCCAAAGUUCCAGAAAAAUGCAACGAUGAAAUCAGGCAAAACUCAAGGCCACACCAUGGUGCAGCAGCAGUCCAAACCAACGUUAAAGAAGAAACCACCCUGCGUUUUGUGUUCCGGUGAGCAUUACUUAAAUCAGUGCGACGAGUUCAAAAGGAAAACUCCAGAUGAGCGAAUCAAAUUCGUUGGCGAGCGUCGAUUGUGUCAAGUAUGCUUCAAGUCAAGUUGCAAAGGUGCCACAGAGAAGCCCGCAGCGUGUCCGAUGAAACAACUGCAUUGCUAUCGGUGUAAAGGAACUCAUCAUUCCUUAGUUCAUCGUUUUGGUCCACAACAAAAUCCGCGGACAGAUGGGUCCAAUAAUAUUGUAAUAGCGGAUAACACAGAGAAAAGUUAGGUGCGAAAAUAUAUCAAAUUUACGUCGAUGAUGAUUUGAGGAACUUCAAGUUUCAUUUGUUUUCAAAGAAAUCUGUGAUUUUAUUUAAUUCUAUCAGAUUUUGUAAUUUUUUCGAAGUAAUACAAUUUUUUGUUAUUUGUUGUACUUAGGAGCGUAGUUCAUUCCAUAGAUAUGUAUCAUAAAUCAUCAAAUCGACUCAAGGCCAGAGAGAAGAAUCCUAUAAUGUAAACAAAAAUCAAAACCUGGUACCAGGGUUCGCUGAGGAUAGCACCUCUCCUCAAUAAUUGCUCCAAGAGCAAUCACACUUGGCCAGUGUGAAUAUAAUAUAUACUUUGAAAUUAAAAUAAGACAGGUGAGCUAAGAAAGCUCAUUUCAUGUGUGCCCAUGAAAUACCAUAGAUUCUCUCUCUCUUCGAUUCGUAAAUUUUCGCCAUUCAAAAUAACCUAACUCCUAACCACCGUAAAUAAAACCUGUCUCGAAACCCUUUUGUAAUUUAAAUAGAUCAUUUUGUUUGAGGCGUCGCCUCAACGCGGGGAGUAUGUUAAAUUUCAUUUCGAACGAAUAUUUAAAUUUUUAUUUCUAAUGUAAUUUCCGAUAUUUAUUGCGUCAUCCACGAAAAGAUAGAUAGAAAUAUUUGAAUCGUAUGUUAUCUCGUUGUAACGCAGACGGUUGCGCACUCGCGUAUUUUUACAUUUAUACAUAGAAGAAACUUUAUCGCAAAAAUGGCGUGAGUCAGAUGACUCAUACUGACGCUAUCCUUCUUGCUAUUUUUACAAAUAAAGAGCGCUUCACUUCUUG
Planococcus citri (citrus mealybug) is the source of this 2434-nucleotide messenger RNA. RefSeq lists its product as uncharacterized. The transcript has 2 exons. The coding region runs from base 284 to 1636 and encodes 450 amino acids. NCBI's taxonomy places the organism in Eukaryota, Metazoa, Arthropoda, Insecta, Hemiptera, Pseudococcidae. The record is from RefSeq and is a predicted model, not a curated record.